This is a messenger RNA of Mixia osmundae IAM 14324, 621 nucleotides long. RefSeq lists its product as uncharacterized. Lineage: Eukaryota; Fungi; Basidiomycota; Mixiomycetes; Mixiales; Mixiaceae. Gene Ontology annotation, biological process: translation. The transcript has 4 exons. The coding region runs from base 1 to 621 and encodes 206 amino acids. Gene Ontology annotation, molecular function: structural constituent of ribosome. The record is from RefSeq and is a predicted model, not a curated record. Gene Ontology annotation, cellular component: ribosome; cytosolic small ribosomal subunit.
AUGCAUUCCUUCGACGAGCUACCUGACGGCGCUGGAUGGCGAGGCCUCUUGCAUUGCGCAAAGCUCACUUUCGUCGGUCGUCCUUCCCUCGGGCACCCUUCGCUCGUCCGACUGUAUCGUAACAAUCGGAUGAGCCGAGUCGGCAUCCUUUGGGAGACGUACCAGGAGACUGGGUACGCUCUCGAACUGUUUGCUGAUCCUUUGACUCGCAACAGUGAUCUCGUCAUCAUGGUUCGAGUCUCUGUGCUUAAUGACUGCCUUAACAACAUCAACAAUGCCGAGCGACGAGGAAAGCGACAGGUCAUCAUCCGACCGUCUUCGAAAGUCAUCGUCCGCUUCUUGACCGUCAUGCAAAAGCAUGGCUACAUCGAAGAGUUCGAAGAGGUAGACGAUCACCGCUCUGGCAAGCUCGUCAUCCAAUUGAACGGACGCAUCAAUAAGUGCGGCGUCAUCUCACCUCGCUUCAACGUUCAGCUCGGCCAGAUCGAAAACUGGGUCGCGCUGCUCUUGCCCGCCCGUUCGUUCGGCUACAUCAUCCUCACCACUUCUGCGGGUAUCAUGGAUCACGAGGAGGCAAGACGAAAGCAUGUCGCGGGCAAAGUCAUUGGCUACGUGUACUAG